Messenger RNA from Lymnaea stagnalis (great pond snail), 900 nucleotides. The record is from the annotation of a GenBank genome assembly. Lineage: Eukaryota; Metazoa; Mollusca; Gastropoda; Lymnaeidae.
AUGAUUGACAACUACUACAUGAUGGUGCUGUGUGCCAUAGGGCUGCCUGGAAACGCCUUAACCAUCGUAACGAUCCUAGCCAUGGAGUCCAUCAGCCCCGCCACCAUCCUAGUUGCAUUCCUAGCCUCGUGUGACAUCGGCGCCCUGGUCUCUAAACUUACCCUUAACCGAAUGAUCAACCAGCACGUCUACUUCGGGUCGGUCGGCUGCAAGCUAGUCAACACCCUGACACUGUCCUUCGCCACGAUCGCCAACUGGACGCUCGUGCUCAUCUGCCUCGAACGCUUCAUCGCCGUACGCUUUCCCCUCCAGAAAGUGUACUUAGCCACGAAGCAUCGCUGUACAGUCGCAGCCUUCGCGCUCUCCGUGAUCAUCGCCGCGCUGGCUUCGGCUUUUUUCGUGAUGCCUUACGAUGCGGACGACACGGGGUAUGAAUGCGUGACGACACGGAUGUCUGCUGAAAUGAUGUUUCUGACACAGCUUCUAUUUUACGUCGUGUUCCCUUUGGCGUUCAUUGCAGUUUUCACUUCCGGGACCGUGAUGACGCUCUGCGCUUACCAGAGACAACGUAGAGCCAUGUUCAGAAAAAGGGGAUGGCCUGACACCGAGACCCGUCAAACAACCGGAAAUUUUAAGAGCUAUCUGUUGUUCGCAAGACAUGAGCGAAGGGAGAAGACCAUAAACGUUUUGGUGAUUUUCACAGGAGUUCUCUUUAUUGUUAUUCAUAUUCCCCCGUGUAUUUUCUUUCUCGGUUUCGCAGACAGCUACAGCAGCAAUGACGCCAAAUGGUAUUUGUUAACAAUCAUUCAUUACCUCAUCCUAGACUCUUCCCACGUACUUAAUUUCUUUCUCUUCUUCUUAUCGGCUAGAAAAUUUCGGUCACAGCUGUUUAGGAUUAUC